This is a messenger RNA of Aegilops tauschii subsp. strangulata, 4563 nucleotides long. Its product is annotated as mediator of RNA polymerase II transcription subunit 15a. NCBI's taxonomy places the organism in Eukaryota, Viridiplantae, Streptophyta, Magnoliopsida, Poales, Poaceae. The record is from RefSeq and is a predicted model, not a curated record. Gene Ontology annotation, biological process: regulation of DNA-templated transcription. Gene Ontology annotation, molecular function: chromatin DNA binding; transcription coactivator activity.
CCCCUCCCCUGCAAUCUCUCCUCUCUUCUCCCCCAGAUCCCUCUCUGUCUCUCUCUCUCUCUUUGGAUUGGAAAGAAGAGAGAUUGGGUCGUGACACUCCACCUCCAUCGAUCCCCUCGAGACCAUAUGGAUCCCAACUGGCGGCCCACCCAAGGGUGUGGCCCCGCCGCCGCCGCCCCCGCCGCUGCCGCUGACCCGCCCCCCGCCGGAGGCGACUGGCGCGCCCAGCUCCAGCCCGAGGCGCGCGGCAGGAUCGUCGAUAAGAUAAUGGACACUCUGAAGAAUCAUCUGCCAGUAUCUGUGUCUCUGGCGCCAGAGGCACUGAGCGAACUUAAAAAAAUCGCUGCGCGGUUCGAAGAAAAGGUCUAUACCGAAGCAACCAGUCAGUAUGAUUAUUUGCGGAAGAUUUCUGUGAAGUUGCUCUCCAUGGAGACGCAGAGACAGCAGGCUGCUGGAAAUGCUCAGCUGAUUCCAAAUCAAAACAACCCUGCCCCUGGACUCCAUCCACAAGGCAGUAAUCAAGCACAGACAUCAGCAGUUCCCUUGAUGUCUCAGCAACAGGCCCGGCAGCCAAAUGCUUCUACAUCUGUACAAGCUUCUUCACUCACUAAUAUCAGACAGAACUUGCCAGGUGUCAACCAAACAUCAACGAUGCAGACUGCGUCUGUCAUUCCACAAAACACAAUGAAUAAUGACUUGGCGCAAGGCACUUCACAAGAUGGUUAUGCUGCACAAAGGCAAAUGGCAGGCAGGCAGCAACAGCAACAAUCUCAGCAAUUAAUUUAUCACCAGCAUCAACAGCCUUCUCUGCAGAGUCAGCAGCCCAAUAUUCCUUUACAACAGCAGCAACAACAGUUGAUGGGACAACAGCCAAAUUUACAACAAAAUCAGCUAAUUGGUCAACAGAAUGGUGCUGUGAUGAUGCAGCAGCAACAGAGGCUAGCAGUUCAGUCAAAUAAUCUUUUGAAUGUGCAGCAAACACAUCAGAUGUUGAACCAGCAGUAUAUACCUUUGUAUCAGCCACAACAAUUGGGCUCUCAGGCAAACAUGUCGAGUCUACAGCAGCAUCAACAAAAUCAACAGCAGCAGCAACUUUUUGGAACUGUGCCUAAUGUGUCAAGCAUGCAGUGGAUGCAUAUGCAACAAAGAAAAGCUCAGCAACCACAGCAACAACAUGCUCAGCAGCCACCAAUGGGUUUGAUGCAACCUCAGUUUCAACACAACCAACUUCAACAAUUGCAACAUCUUAUGCCACAGUUCCAGUCUCAGCCUAACCAACUACAAGAGCAAUUAAGGAUGCAGCAGCAAUCCUCCAUGCAGCAAAGACUUCAAACUUCAGGAGCCAUGCUCUUGCAACAAAAUAACAUGGAUCAGCAAAACCAGUUUAUUCAGGCACCGAGGGGCCUUCAAGAAGUUUCCUCUAGUACAUCUGCGGACUCUACUGCUCAAACAGGCCAUGCAAGUGCAGGUGAUUGGCAAGAGGAGAUACAUCAAAUGAUUAAGAGGUUAAAGGACCAAUACUUUGCAGAACUCAGUGAAUUAUUCAAUAAGGUGUGUGUGAAGCUACAGCAUGUUGACAGCAUUAUUCCACCUCAAAUAUCAUCUGAGCAGUAUGAUAGAAUGAAGAGCUUUAAAAUAAUGUUGGAGCGCAUAUUACAAAUGAUGCAAAUUGGUAAAAGUAGUGUCCAACCUGCUAUGAGGGACAAAGUUCCUCGAUAUGAGAAACAGAUUAUCAGUAUCUUGAACUCACAAAGGAAGCCAGUGCAGCCACAAAUACAACAACAAUUCCAGCCACCUCCAGGCCAUGCAGGUGCAGGUGAUUGGCAAGAGGAGAUCUAUCAAAUGAUUAAGAGGUUAAAGGACCAAUAUUUUGCAGAACUCAGUGAAUUAUUCAAUAAGAUGUGUGUGAAGCUACAGCAUGUUGACAGCAUUAUUCCACCUCAAAUAUCAUCUGAGCAGUAUGAUAAAAUGAAGAGCUUUAAAAUAAUGUUGGAGCGCAUAUUACAAAUGCUGCAAAUUGGUAAAAGUAGUGUCCAACCUUCUAUGAUGGACAACGUUCCUCGAUAUGAGAAACAGAUUAUCAGUAUCUUGAAUUCACAAAGGAAGCCAGUGCAGCCACAAAUACACCAACAGUUCCAGCCUCCUGCAGGUUAAGAGCCUGAAGGAUCAAUACUUUGCAGAACUCAGUGAACUGUUCAAUAAAUUAUCUGUGAAGCUACAGCAUGUUGACAACAUUAUACCACCUCAAAAUCCAUCUGAAAAGUACUCCCUCCGUUUUUAUUUACUCUGCAUAUUAGAGUUGACUGAAGUCAAACUUCGUAAAGUUUGACCAAGUUUAUAGAAAACAACAUAAACAUUUACCAUAACAAAUCUAUAUGAUGUGAAAGUACAUUCAAUAAUGAAUCUAAUGAUAUUGGGUUGUUAUUGUAUAUGUUAAUAUUUUUAUUUAUAAACUUAGUCAAAGUUUACAAAGCUUGACUUUGACCAAAACUAAUACGCGAACUAAAUUAAAACAGAGGGAGUAUGACAGAAUGAAGAGCUUUAAAAUAAUGUUGGACCGUAUAUUACAAAUGCUGCUAAUUAGAAAGAGUACUAUCCAACCUGCUAUGUGGGACAAAGUUCCUCAAUACGAGAAACAAAUUAUCAGUAUCUUGAGUUCACAAAGGAAGUAGUGCCGAAAAAAAAGGAAGCUAGUGCAGCCACAAAUACAGCAACAGUUCCAGUCACCUUCAGGACAAGCUCCUAAUUCUAGCAUUUUGCAGCAGAAACAGGCUUCCCAAAAUUUGCAGCAGCAUGAUAGGCAUACUAAUACUCAAGCAAGUACCUGAUUACAGUCCUCUAGUGCAGAUGGUAUCCAGCAUGUACCUGCGCCUCCAACAACAAACUUCAGUGGCCCCAAGCAGCAAAAUGGUGCAAGCAUAUAGCAUCAGAUUCGCUCUAAUUUGGAGGCAAUUUCAAUUCUUUGCAACAUGGUUCGUCGAGUGGCGCAUUACAAUAGGGAAGCACCGGGCCGAUGCAGACAAUGAAUACACAACUGCAGACAAGUAGUGGCAUGUUAUAUCACAACCCAAUGAGUACACCAACCUAAUGGUAACUCCAUGCAAGAAAAUGCAAGUUCAUUACAGCAGCUGAAGCAGCAACAGCAGGAUCAUCAUAUGAUGCAGUGUCAGCAAACAAAGCAUCAGAUGUUUCAACAGUACCAGCAAAAGCAACAAAUGCUUCAACAGCAGCUCCCAGUACAGCAACAAUUAUAGAAACAACAAGUACAGAUGCAGCUUCCACAGCUUCAUGCUGGAGAUGAUGUUAAUGAGUUAAAGGUUAGACAAGGAACUGCAAUGAAACCUGGAGUUUAUCAACAGCACUUGGGCCAAUGCAGUAACUAUUAUCAUCAUCACAGUUGAAACAGAGUGGUGCUUUCCCAAUUUUGUCACCACAAAACUUCCAAGCAUCAUCCCCACAAAUUUCGCAGCAUUCUCCUCAAGUUGAUCAGCACAAAUUUCGGCUGUUUCAAGUACUACUAUACGAUGCAAAACAAUUCUUUAACUGCAUGGUGCACACUCAUGAGUAUCCUUGGAUCCUGAUGUAACUAUCAAGUCCCUCGCCUUGUGAUAUCCUUCUGCAAUGAGAAUCCAACCAGGCCAAUCCUUUUUUACCUUAACAUAUAUGAAAUAUAUGGUCAGUGUUUGCUUUGCAAAGAUAAAGAUGCUGCUCGUCUGGCUUGCUUGAAGUCUUUUCCGCUUGCUGUUGGAGCAUGGACACAGCAGGGUGGAGGCAACUCGCACCAGAUCGUGGAUGUGGAGGGAGGCGGUGAUUGACAGUUGAGAAGGUGGACGGGGUGGACGCUCGCUGCAGCCGAAGGAGCGCGCCAUGGGUGCAGGUGGAGGAUCAAGGCUAUCACCAGGAACUACCAAUUACAGACAGCAGUGUGGCACGAUUUGGAAGAGGUAAACAAACAUCUAGGGGUCCUCUGUUUCUUCCAAAGCAGAGGAAGAAACGAUGGGUCUGAUCCCACACUCGGCAACAGUGGGACCCGUUCAUUGGUCGUUGUUUGCCACUGGUGUGGAAUCAGUAGUAGUAAUACUAAUUUACUUGCUGCUGAAAAACUGACUGUCCAUUUGGAAGGGUACCAGCCACAUACGAAAGCAUGUCCUUCAGUUCCUACUUUACAAUGCUCACGGUGACACGCAUCUGAGAUUCUGAAUGUGCAACAUCCAAGACAUGGUGCCACGCCUUGAAGAAUCAGCUUUCUAACCACACAGCAUGCUUUCUAAAGGGCACCGCUAGGCAUCAGACUACUACCGAUGGUUUGCUUCCUGUCAGACCGGUUGCUAGCGAUUAGGUACAUUCCAGUCGUCUGACCUAUAAAUGCUUGAUUUGUCGAUAAUUACUUCCGUGAAAUCUGCUGCUUCCUAAUUGUUGUCCCCACAAUCUGUGAUUUGUUUCCUAGAACUGCUUCCUGGCUUCAAAUUCCAUUAUUUGCGGAUAUAAUUUCGGAAAAAUAUGGUUAUUUUUCCCAAGUAAAUUCUGCUAUUAAUUAUGAAAUUUAUAAGAUGUGUUUCCUUA